Molecule: messenger RNA, 1665 nt
Organism: Naegleria gruberi
Lineage: Eukaryota; Heterolobosea; Eutetramitea; Acrasida; Naegleriidae
Exons: 1
Coding region: 1-1665 (554 amino acids)
Source: RefSeq, a predicted model, not a curated record
AUGUCUAAAAAAAUGAAAUUAUUCAACAUCUUUCUAAUUAUCUGUAUCGCCUGCUAUCUGUUCUUACCAGUAUUCUGUCUAUCCACACAAGUUACUUCCAAUGGCGUUACAUAUUUAGGAUUUCAAAAUGGAAACGUUUCUUCCUUUAUUGGAAUUCGUUAUGGACAAGAAACCUCUGGCAAUAAUAGAUUCAAGAUUACUGUACCCUUCCUCUAUGAUCAAUCCUCUGUGGUCAAUGCAACUUCAUUUGGCCACGUUUGUCCACAACCAACCACUGCCACAACUUUACUUUCGGCCAUGAGUGAAGAUUGUCUUAAUCUGAAUAUUUGGACACCAAUGUUGAAUGAAAGUGUGCAAGUUAUGGUUUGGAUUCAUGGUGGUUCAUUCACAAGUGGUUCAGGUUCUAUCUAUGAUGGUUCGUAUUGGUGUUCGAAAGCAGCCGAAAUGGGAAUUCCAGUAGUUCUUGUAACUAUUAAUUAUAGAUUGGGAUCUUUGGGUUUCUUAUCUGAUAAGACAAGUGGUGUGAAUGGAAACUUUGGUUUAUACGAUCAAUUAGAAGCUAUCAGAUGGGUCAAAGUAAAUAUUCGAAACUUUGGUGGAAACCCUGACAAGAUUACCGUAGCAGGAGAAUCAGCAGGUGGCAUGUCCAUAGCAUGUCUACUCUCCACCUCCAUUUUCUCUUCAGAAAACCUCUUCCAACAAUCAAUCAUUCAAAGUGGAAUUCUUCCAAGCUCAGUUUUACAAAAUACUUUGGACGGAGCUCAAGCAUUUACAAAUAUUUUGAAAUCAAGAGUUUCCUGUUUCACACUAGCUUGUUUGAGACAAUUACCAUUUGCAGAUUUCAUUACAGCUCAGAGAAAUAUGACCUUUGUUCCAGUAGUUGAUGGUCAACUUUUAUCCGAAACUAUUUAUCAAAAUUUAGACAAGGUCAAUAAUCCAAUCUCCAAUAUUUCCAUGAUGGUUGGAACGACCAGGAAUGAAACCACUGCAUUCACCUGUGAUAGAGGAUCUAAUCUCAAUAUCUAUCAAUUAUAUGUCCUCUUCAGAACUCUCUUCAAUAUGGAACCUCUCUCAUCAAUUUUCGAGUUGUUGGCACAAGUGUCCAUUCUCUAUGGUGGACAGGGGACUUAUUCGAGUAUUUUGCAAUUCUUUAAUGUGUUUAUGACGGAUGCAUUGUUUUAUUGUCCAGCUCGAUAUUAUUCAUCGGUGGUUUCAGAGAUGCAGAAGAAUGUUUCGUCUAAAAGUAGAGUGGAAAGGAAUGUUUAUCAGUAUGUAUUUUCGUAUGUCCAACCGAAAUUGGGUCCUUGUUAUGGAGCUCCACAUGCUUCUGAAUUGCCUUAUUUGUUUCCAUCAAUUUUGGACGAAAUUAAGAAUAAUCCAGAUUUGAGUGGAAUGUUUUCUGAUUCUCAAAAUUUAGAAUUUUCAGAUAAGGAUCGAAAAAUAUCUGAUUCAAUGAUUUAUUAUUGGACUAAUUUUAUCAAAUAUGGAAAACCAGAUGGAGAAAAUCCAAAAGAAGAAUUCCCAAAUUGGAUUUCGUUUAAUAGAUGUGAAGAGAAGUUAUUGUAUAUUGACAUCCCUCUCAAGAUGGAACAAGCAAUGAAAGAAACAAUUUGUAACUUUUGGGACGAUCAAUUUGGAAGAAAGAAAAUUGAGAAACAUUGUUGA